Phaeodactylum tricornutum CCAP 1055/1 is the source of this 947-nucleotide messenger RNA. RefSeq lists its product with no specific name. The transcript has a single exon. The annotation marks the transcript as partial. Gene Ontology annotation, molecular function: oxidoreductase activity. The record is from RefSeq and is a predicted model, not a curated record. NCBI's taxonomy places the organism in Eukaryota, Bacillariophyta, Bacillariophyceae, Surirellales, Neidiaceae.
AGGAACUUCCCGUGUCCUUGCACUCCGUUGGUACGAGGAAAAUCUCUCCAUUGUCGCUAGAAAGUAUGACUCUGAUUGUAAGGCGUCCGUCUCCCGGCCGACGGCCGGUUUGGUUUUGGCUCUGUGCGGCGUUUUGCUGGACCGUCAGUUGUACAACGGCUUUGAGCAGUGCCGUUGGCGGCGGCCCCUCGCGAGUUCUGGUUACUGGUGCAUCCGGCCGAACCGGUCAACUCGUGUUUGAGGCGCUCUUGAACAAUCCCGAAUUUGAACCCAAAGCGCUGGUGCGAUCGGAAAAGAGCGCGAAGGUCUUGCGCAAACGAAUACCAGCUACCCGUCUCGAUCAGAUUGUUGUUUGUGAUGUUACCAAAGAUUUGAACGUCACGCCUCCACCGGGACAAGAAGGCUGUGAAGCGAUGGUGAUUUGUACGUCCGCGGUUCCCAAAAUUAGCAAAGUUUCUUUGUUGAAGCAGUUUUUGAAGAUUCCGUUCAAUCUCCUGCGCGGCAAAAAAGCCGUGGACUUUCGGUCCAUGAAGUUUGUCUGGCAGAAUGGACAGUACCCUGAAAAGGUCGACUACGAAGGUCAGGUUGCGCAAAUUGAUCUCGCCAAAAAACUCGGUAUGAAGCAAGUUGUAGUGGUCAGUUCUAUGGGCGGCACGGAUCCGUCCAACUUUUUGAACUCUGUCGGUAAGAAUCCUGACGGUAGUGGAAAUGGUGAUAUACUCCUUUGGAAGCGCAAGGCAGAGCGUUACCUGGUCGAAUCAGGGUUAUUUUACACUGUUCUUCAUCCAGGUGGAUUGGUGGACAAACCUGCAGGGGGCGAGGAAUUCGUAUUGGAUGUGGACGACAAGCUCCUGGAAAACAAAAAACGCUCGAUUAGUAGAGCCGACGUUGCCAAUUUGUGCGUCGCGGCCUUGACGGUAGGAAAAGGACAGAAAAUUGCGUUGGAC